GCUUAAUAACAGAGGGACUACGAUCUGAGAGUAUUGAUAAAUGAGCUCAUCAUUAAUACGGCCGAUACGGUGCGACAACGCUACUUUCUAGAAAAGUUCGUCACAAUGGAUAAACCAGUCCUAUUCGUCGGACCAACAGGGACUGGAAAAUCAGCCAUUACAAAUGACUUCUUGACCAGUCUGUCGAAGGACAAGUACAUCAUUAAUAAUUUGAACUUCUCAGCUAGGACCACUUCUAACCAGACUCAGGAUAUCAUAUUUGCCAAAUUAGACAGACGGAAGAAAGGCAUCUAUGGUCCUUCAACUGGCAAGAAGCUGUGUGUGUUUGUUGAUGACCUGAACAUGCCAGCCAAGGAGAAAUAUGGAGCCCAGCCACCCAUAGAAGUCCUAAGGCAAUGGAUAGACCAUGGAUACUGGUUUGACAGGAAAGAUACCAGUAUUUUGACAUUGGUUGAUAUCAUAAUGGUUGCUGCUAUGGGCCCUCCAGGAGGAGGUCGUAAUGAGAUCACGCCAAGAUUUCUCCGCCAUUUCAACAUGAUCGCCAUUGAAUCAUUUGAUGAGGAAACAAUGAAAUAUAUUUUCUCUACCAUCACAGACUGGCACUUCACACGAGGUUUUGAUGCUGCUUUGAGAAAAUAUGCUCGGAUUAUCGUCGUGGCAACAAUGGAGAUUUACCAGAAUGCAAUAACUGACUUCCUGCCAACUCCAUCGAAAUCUCACUAUCUAUUCAACAUGCGUGACUUCUCAAGAGUAAUACAGGGCAUCCUGCUAAUGAAACCUGAAGUGACACCGGAAGGCCAGGAGGGGGGUCAAAAGGUUAUGCGAUUAUGGGUACAUGAGAUAUACAGGGUCUUCUAUGACAGACUCGUUGAUGAACCUGAUAGAGAAACCUUCUUUAAUAUGGUCAAGACUGCUUUGGAGGUGAAUUUUAAGGAGAAGCCCAACAACUUAUUUGCUCACUUGCGAAAGGGUGAUGACAUGGUGUGCGAUGAUGACAUCAGGAGCCUCAUGUUUGGUGACUACAUGUCAAACAAAGAUGAAGAGAAAAACUAUGAUGAAAUUACAGAUCUUGAUGCUCUAAGAGAGGUAAUAGAAGGUCAGUUAGAUGAAUUCAACCUGAUGAGCAAGGCACCAAUGGAUCUUGUAAUGUUCAGGUUUGCUAUAGAGCACAUCUCUAGGAUCAGCCGUGUCUUGAAGCAGCCCAAUGGACAUUGUCUCCUUGUGGGUAUAGGGGGCUCUGGUCGCCAGAGUGCCACAAAAUUAGCAGGGUUUAUGUCAGAUUUUGAACUUUUCCAAAUUGAAAUCUCGAAGAAUUACAACCAGAACGAGUGGCGUGAUGACAUUAAGAGAAUGAUGCGUAAAGCUGGAGAGGAGGGAAUCUCAACUGUAUUCCUUUUUGGAGAUCAUCAGAUAAAGGAGGAGUCAUUUCUAGAGGAUGUUAAUAUGAUCUUGAAUACAGCUGAUAUUCCCAAUUUGUAUGAGAAUGAGGAGAGGCUAGAGAUCAUUGAAAAAAUGCAAACCCUUGCUCAGCUGGAGAAUGCCCAAGUGGAGAUAACACCACUCAACAUGUACAACAAGUUUAUUGAGAGAAUACGUCGCCAUCUUCAUGUUGUCUUAGCAUUCAGUCCAAUAGGUGACGCUUUCCGUAAUAGAAUGAGAAUGUUCCCAAGUUUAAUCAAUUGUUGCACGAUUGAUUGGUUCAAGCCUUGGCCAGUAGAUGCCCUAGAAUUGGUGGCCUUCAAAUACCUCGAUGAUGUUGAAAUGUCUCAGAAUGUACGAGAGGAGACAGUCGUUAUGUGUAAACAUUUUCAUCAGAGUGUUCGAGCUCUGUCUUUAAAGUAUUUUGAAACAAUGCGUCGCCAGAACUAUGUAACACCUACCUCAUACUUAGAGCUUAUAAAGACAUUUAAGAAUUUACUGAAUAAGAAACGUUUAGAGUUACUGACCCUGAAAGACAGAUAUGUGGUUGGUUUGGAGAAGUUGGAAUUCUCAGAAAGUCAAGUAGCUGUUAUGCAAAAGGAACUUCAGGAUCUGCAACCCAUGUUGAUACAAACCAGUAAGGAAACAGAAGAGCUUAUUACAGUUAUUGAGAAGGAGACAAUUGAUGCUGAAGAAGUUAAGAAGGUUGUUCAAGCAGAGGAGGCUAUUGCAAAUAAGGCAGCUAGUGCUUCAAAAGAAAUUAAGGAAGAGUGUGAGGAGAAACUUGCUGAGGCAAUGCCUGCAAUGAAUGCUGCUAUAUCUGCUCUAAAUACACUUAAACAGAAUGAUAUUAGUUUGGUUAAGUCUAUGGCUAACCCACCAGCUGGUGUUAAACUGGUCAUGGAGGCUGUCUGUAUUAUGAAGGGAGUUAAACCUGAGAAGAAAACGGAUGAAAAUGGCAAAUCAAAAGAAGAUUACUGGCCGAAUGCAAAGAAAAUGCUUGGAGACCUGAAAUUCUUAGAAUCUCUCAAAGAGUAUGACAAAGACAAUAUACCAGUGGCUAUAAUGACAAAAAUUCGCAAAACGUAUAUCAGUAAUCCAGAUUUUGACCCUAGUUUGAUCAAGAAUGUUUCAUCCGCCUGUGAAGGGUUGUGUAAGUGGGUACGGGCCCUUGAUGUCUAUGACAAGGUAGCCAAGGUUGUAGCCCCUAAGAAGUUGAGCCUGGAGAAGGCUCAGAGUGAGCUAGAUGGUCUAAUGACCCAACUUAGGAUCAAGCAAGCUGAAUUGAAGAAGGUCACUGAUAAACUGGCAGCACUGAAUGAGAAUUUGGAUGACAAACAGACAGAGAAAAAGAAUCUUGUGGAUAAUAUAGAACUAACAAAGCUGAAGAUAGAGAGAGCCAAUAAACUGAUCAGUGGUCUUGGGGGAGAGAAGGAUCGCUGGAAUAAAAAUGUUGCCAACUUGUCAGACACAUAUAACAAUAUUGUGGGUGAUGUUUUACUGUCUGCUAGUGUUGUGGCAUACCUAGGCCCCUUUGAGUUGUCAUAUAGAACAGAAUGCGUGACAGAGUGGUAUUCAAUGUGUAAGGACAAGGGAAUCCCCCUCAACGAUCAGUUCUCUCUGUCAAAUACUCUAGGAGAACCUGUCAAGAUCCGUGACUGGCAGAUAGCAGGAUUGCCUGUUGAUAAUUUCUCUACAGACAACGCCAUCAUUGUGUACAGUGCAAACAGGUGGCCUCUGAUGAUUGACCCCCAGGGCCAAGCCAACAAGUGGGUUAAAAACAUGGAGAAGAGCAAUAAGCUGGAAGUGAUUAAGUUAUCUGAUCCAAACUACAUCAGAAUAUUAGAGAACUGUAUACAGUUUGGUAACCCAUGUUUACUGGAAGGCAUAGGAGAAGAACUUGAUGCUAUUUUAGAGCCUGUUCUACUGAGACAGACUUUUAAACAGAACUCUGUGGAUUAUAUCCGACUCGGAGACCAUGUUAUUGAAUAUAGUAAGGACUUCAAGUUCUACAUCACCACAAGUCUGAGAAAUCCUCACUACCUUCCUGAAGUCUCAGUUAAGGUGACCCUACUAAACUUUAUGAUCACUCCCCAAGGUCUAGAUGACCAACUUCUUGGUAUUGUUGCUGCAAAAGAAAAGCCAGAACUAGAGGAGAAGAAAAACAAACUUAUUCUAGAUGGCGCUAACAACAGACGUCAACUGAAGCAGAUCGAGGAUAAGAUUCUGGAGGUCUUAUCAUCAUCUGAGGGUAACAUUCUUGAGGAUGAAACAGCCAUUGAGGUCCUCUCCUCUAGUAAGGUGCUAUCAGAAGAGAUCUCGGAGAAACAAGAGAUUGCUAGUAUUACUGAGAAGGAAAUUGAUGAAGUCCGCAAUGGCUACAAACCUGUGGCCCAUCAUAGCAGUAUUCUGUUCUUUACCAUUUCUGAUCUUGCCAAUAUUGACCCCAUGUACCAGUACAGUCUCAACUGGUUCAUCAACCUUUAUCUACAGUCAAUCUCCAACAGUACUCCAUCCAAUGAUUUGGAGGAAAGAAUUGAAAACUUGAACAACCACUUCACAUACAGUAUAUACCAGAAUGUCUGCAGGUCCCUCUUUGAGAAAGACAAGCUUCUCUUCUCAUUUCUUCUCUGUAUAGGCCUGUUGAAGGGAAAGGGCCAAGUAGAUGACCGUGAGUGGAGAUUCCUCCUGACAGGGGGUGUAGCUUUGGAGAACCCAUUCCCCAACCCUGCCAGUCAGUGGCUCAUAGAGAAGUCAUGGGGUGAGAUCGUUAGGGCAUCAGAUCUACCUGCCUUCAAUGGUUUCAUGGAGCACUUUAGAAUGAAGAUUCACGAAUGGAAGGAGAUUUAUGACUCACUGAAACCUGAAGAAGAGAGUCUUCCGCAACCUUGGAAAGAGAAGUUGAAUCGUAUAGAAACUCUGAUCACCCUACGCUGUCUGAGACCUGAUAAAAUGGUGCCAGCAGUACAGACUUUUAUCGUGGAGCACAUCGGACAGAAAUACAUUGAGCCGCCAACUUUUGACCUUUCUCUAAGUUACAGCGAUUCGCAUUAUUUUUCACCCCUGAUUUUCGUGCUCUCCCCUGGAGCAGAUCCAAUGGCAGGGUUGUAUAAGUUUGCGGAAGAAAAAGGGUAUGGAGGUAACAGACUUCAGACCAUCUCUCUAGGACAAGGCCAAGGUCCCAUUGCAGAGAAAAUGAUUGAAUCCGCAAUUGAAGAUGGGACAUGGGUUGUACUACAAAAUUGCCAUUUGGCAGCAUCGUGGCUUGGUGAACUUGAACGCAUCUGCGAGACUGUCAUAACUGACCCCAGUCGUGUGAAGGAAACCUUCCGUUUAUGGUUGACGAGUUACCCAUCUCCUGAUUUUCCCGUGUCUGUGCUACAGAAUGGUAUUAAGAUGACAAAUGAGCCUCCAAAGGGACUCCGAGCAAACCUUUUGCGAUCUUACCUCAAUGAUCCGAUAUCAGAUCCAGAAUUUUUCAAUAGUUGUAAUAAACCAGCAGUAUUCGAGAAAAUGUUAUUUGGGCUGUGUUUCUUCCAUGCUCUGGUGCAAGAAAGGCGCAAGUUUGGACCCCUUGGAUGGAACAUUCCCUAUGAGUUCAACGAGUCAGAUCUCAG
This is a messenger RNA of Owenia fusiformis, 5036 nucleotides long. Lineage: Eukaryota; Metazoa; Annelida; Polychaeta; Sabellida; Oweniidae. The record is from the annotation of a GenBank genome assembly.